CUCUCCAAACGCCCAUCAAACUUUCACCACAGCCUAAGUAUACAGUCGUUUAGAAGAGGCCUGUUGGAGACAACGUGGACACGCUGGAUUCUGGACAUAUAGGUGGACAGCGAUGGAGACACUUCUGAUGAUGACUUUUGGUACAGUUUGACCCCCUCCUGUGAAUUCCAACUGAAAACAUCUCGUUCAGUUUUUCUCAUCCUUUUAACGACAAGACGAGGGAUGGAGCAAGCACCCAGCGCGCCGAGCCCUCCUCCAAAACCGACCCACCACGAGCCCAUCAGCUUCGGCAUCGACCAGAUUCUGGGUGCUGGUUCAGAGCCAGAGAACGGGCGUACGCCUGGAAGACAAAGUGGAUCAGAUUUAAGCGGCGGGGACGCAUAUUACAGCUUAGGAAGCCCGACUGGGACCAACGCGCCCUCGUACACCGCGCUGUCUAUCUCGCUCUCCGGUAUAAUGCCUCCGGUGGAGGCUUCAGGUUCGUACGGAGAGAGCAGAGGUAUGGGAAGCCGGGGAGUGAUACGAGUCCCGGCUCAUAGACCUGUGACAGCCCCGGGACCCCCGACCCCCGUCCAGAGCGCUGUUCCUGGGUUUGGAGGGCUGUGCUUCCCCUGGAUAGGAAACAGGUUCGCCAAGGACAGAAUAUCAGCAGCUGCUUUGGUGCCGUUUGCCGUAACGCGGCGGAUAGGACACCCGUACCAGAACCGGACUCCUCCCAAAAGGAAAAAGCCCCGGACCUCCUUUUCCAGAGUUCAGAUCUGCGAGCUGGAGAAACGCUUCCACCGUCAGAAGUACCUGGCCAGCGCUGAGCGGGCAGCCCUGGCGAAGAGCCUAAAGAUGACAGACGCACAGGUCAAAACCUGGUUUCAGAACCGCAGGACCAAAUGGAGGAGACAGACAGCCGAGGAGAGGGAGGCGGAGCGUCAGCAGGCCAAUCGCCUCAUCCUGCAGCUGCAGCAGUCUGCCCUCCAGAAGUCUCUCGGCGAAUCAGCGGCGUCGGAUCCUCUGUGCGCCCAUAACUCCUCCCUGUACGCGCUGCAGAACCUCCAACCGUGGGCCGAGGAAAGGGAAUAAGGACGACGACGAACUUAUUGAGGAACAUGGGACUUACUUUGAAGGGAAACAAAUGUGACUGGAUGAACUUAAGUUUGAUCACACCCAUUUAAGCGGGUGAUUUUGGAACUGGUCAUGACUGGUGAGUGAUGCGGGUCUAAGGGGAAAGACUUUGAUGGACUAACUUGGAAGCUCCGAAACUGCAAUUUAAAGAAAAAAAAAGUCAGACGAAAGAGACUUGACAUUAAAAAAAUCUUGUAAACAUGUAAUUGUCCUCUCAUGCCUGUUCUUAUUCUGUUUGUUAGAAUAAGAUGGGGAAGAUAUGUACCUUAUACAGUCGAUCUGGGGGUGUAAUUAAUUCUGCAAAGUAAAACACAAGAUUUGUGUGUUCUGAAGGUUGUUUUUUUUUUUCUCUCUUUCUCUAUUUGCAACCAUUUUCUCACUCUGAAAUUGGCUGUGUAACACUCAGCUGCAGGCAUCAUUUUAAAAUGAAAGCAAAGCCUAUAUCCACGCUGCAGAGAACAUGCAUCAAAAUGUGUUUAUGA
Molecule: messenger RNA, 1598 nt
Organism: Melanotaenia boesemani (Boeseman's rainbowfish)
Lineage: Eukaryota; Metazoa; Chordata; Actinopteri; Atheriniformes; Melanotaeniidae
Product: T-cell leukemia homeobox protein 3-like
Exons: 3
Coding region: 223-1074 (283 amino acids)
Biological process (GO): regulation of transcription by RNA polymerase II; animal organ development
Cellular component (GO): nucleus
Molecular function (GO): DNA-binding transcription factor activity, RNA polymerase II-specific; RNA polymerase II cis-regulatory region sequence-specific DNA binding
Source: RefSeq, a predicted model, not a curated record